Molecule: messenger RNA, 3138 nt
Organism: Varanus komodoensis (Komodo dragon)
Lineage: Eukaryota; Metazoa; Chordata; Lepidosauria; Squamata; Varanidae
Product: zinc finger protein 397-like
Exons: 10
Coding region: 171-2525 (784 amino acids)
Biological process (GO): regulation of transcription by RNA polymerase II
Molecular function (GO): DNA-binding transcription factor activity, RNA polymerase II-specific; RNA polymerase II cis-regulatory region sequence-specific DNA binding
Source: RefSeq, a predicted model, not a curated record
CGGAGAGGCGCGGGGUCGGUGGGUGGGAUCCGGGCUUUGCCUUCCUUUUGUCCCUUGUGCAGCCGGCCGGCAGGAAGGGGUCGUGAGGACACGCAGGCGUGCUGGGCUUCGUCCUCCUCGGCCCGUCGGACUCGAGUCGCGCUGAGCUGCGCUGAAAAACCGGGGAGACAAUGGAGGCCAAAGCGGCAAGUCUAGAAGUAGAGGAGGAUCCCAAAGGUCUCAGGAAGCCCUCUGGCACAGCCCUUUCCAGACGCACCAAGGAGCAGCCUGGAUGGAGAGGCCUGCAAGAGGCUAAACAGGAGUCCUGCAGAGGGGUGCAGCAGCGCUGGGAAGCCCAGUGGCAGGAGUUCCUGAAGACGCUGCAGUCACCCUGCGUCGUGUGGGAGAACCCGGAGGUCUCGGAGGCGGCUCCCUGGGACGAUGCCAAGGCCUUCCUGGCCUCCUUCGAGCAAGUGGCCAAGGCCUGCCGGUGGCCUCGGGGAGAGUGGGCGGCCCGGCUCCUGCCAGCGCUGAGCGGAGAAGCCCAGCAGGCCUUCAGUUCCUUAGAAGCAACAGACAGGGAGGACUAUGAGAAGGUGAAGGCCACCAUCUUGCGAGGGGAUGCGAUCAAAAUGGAGGUGCAGCGCCAGCACUUCAGGCAGUUCCGCUACCAGGAGAUUGAAGACCCGCGAAGGAUUUACAGCCAACUCCAGGAGCUUUGCUGCCAGUGGCUGAAGCCGGAGCGGCACAGCAAGGAGCAGAUCCUGGAGCUGCUGAUCCUGGAGCAGUUCCUGGCCAGCCUGCCGCCCGACCUCCAGGGCUGGAUCCGAGCGGGAGGGCCGGACUCCUGUUCCCAGGCGGUGGCCCUGGUGGAGGACUUCCUGAUGAGCCAGCAGGAGACAGAGGCAAGGAAAUGGGAGGAGCCAUUGCACGAGCAGACCAGUGGUGCCUCGGAUGUGGAGGGAGCUCUAUCAGAGGCUGACCCAAAGCGAAUCCACAGAGAAGCCAAACAGAGCACUCACGGGGAGGUCGGUUUGCUUGGAAGCGGAAGCCAAUGCCUCAAGGAACCCAAUUCAUUGCUUCCUCCUGAAGGAAAAGAAACUGCCAAAGCUGGUCGGUCUGAGGGACCAAUGAGCCUCCAGGAAACAGGGGUGCCAUUACACGUGGUCGAGCCAGCUCCAACCCAGCCGGGCCAGCGGACCAUGUUCUGGCAAGUCAUGCAGGAAGAGGAUGGGGAUGCAGAUUCCUUGGAGGGACUGCUGGUUCCCAAACCUGAUCUCACCGCCCAGCCAGAAGAAGAGGAGGAGCAGGUGUUCAUCCAGUUUCCUGUAGAAAGCGAGAGACUCCCAGGCCAGGACUCGGGCCAUGUGACAAGAAGUCGGAUCAAGAUGGAGACCUCCAAGGUGAGAGAGACUGGAGCAUUAGCAGAACUAUCCCAGUGGAAUAUUCCAGUGGCACCAGCUCUUCAUGAACAAAGAUGUGAUGAGAAAAGAAGUCGGAUCAAGAUGGGGACCCCUCAGGAAAGACAGGUUGGGAGAUUAGCAGAGUUGUCCGAAUGGAAUGUUCCGGUGACAGCAGCCACUCUUGAGCAAAGAUGUGACGAGAAUAGAAGUCAGAUCGAGAUGGGAAGCUCUCAGGAGGGCGAGAUUGGGACAUUAGCAGAAUUAUCCCAGUGGAACAUUCCGGUGGCAGCAGCAAUUCAUGAGCAAAGAUGUGAUGAAAAGAGAAGUGUGAUCAAGAUGAAGAACUCUCAGCAGGGAGAGGUUUUGCCAGAAGAAAUGCACAGCACAUUAGCAGAGAUUUAUCAGUGGAAUGUACCUGUGACAGCAACGCUUUAUGAGCAAAGAUAUGAGUCCAAAGGGGAACAGGGGAAGAAGCGAGGGGAGGAAGAGGAAACCUCCAGUGCGUUCCCAGGAGGUCUUACCACUGUCAUGAGCGAACCCUCCACCUUACAGUCUAAGCCAAAAAAACUCUUGGUCUCCAGGCUUGGUAGAAAAUGCAAUUACAGGUUAGGAAUUGUAAUGAAGCAUGCUGGAGAAGACCACUAUGUGUGUCCUGUGCUGGGGGGAAAUGAUCAGCAAAAAGCAUGUCUUGUUACACACCAGAGAAUCCAAACUGGAAAGAAGUCAUAUGACUGCUCUGAGUGUGGGAAAAGCUUCCAUCCGAGAUCUAAGCUUAUUCGACAUCAGAAAAUUCAUACAAGAGAAAGUCCUUAUGAAUGCCUCGAGUGUGGGAAAAGCUUCAUUUCUAGAGGAACAUUAAUGGUCCAUCAGAUAAUCCAUACCGGAGAAAAACCGUUUGGAUGUCUUCAGUGUGGGAAGUGCUUCAAUCAGAGAACAAACUUGUUGAGACAUCAGAGGAUCCACACUGGUGAGAAAGUACAUGAAUGCCCCAAGUGUGGGAAAAAGUUUUAUAGGAAAGAUAAGUUGAUUCAACAUCAGAGAGUUCAUACAGGAGAAAAACCCUACAAAUGUCCUGAUUGUGGGAAAAACUUUACAGUUAAGGAGAAAUUACUAAGACACCAGAGAAUUCAUCUAGAGUAUUAAUAUAGUUUAUGCCUGAAGCAUAAUGAAAGUCUGUCUUACUACACAUGAGAGAAUCCCACAUGCAGAGGCAAAGUUGGUCAAUACCAUACAAGUUUUAUAAUAGGCUACACACAAAUUUUGUGUGCCUUAAUCAUAAGCAGGAUGAUUAGUAUGAUUACCUUAAAUACUGUAAAUCCCAGUCCUACACAGAUUUAGCACAUUCCACUCAUGAUAUGUAUAAAACAGAAGACUUCCAGAAUAAAAAAGGAAUUUUAAAACUGUUUGACUAAAAGUGAGGUAGCACGUUUGCCUUUUGUCAUGUAUCUGCUACCACACUUUAGCUUUUGGCCAUUGUGUACAAUUGUGGGUAUUCACUAUAAGGAAAUGUGAAUUUUGCAAAGUUCUAUAAGCAAAAUAGCAAAACACAGAAAUUGCAAGUUCCUGCCUCCUAGGAACAGAUGCCCUAAACUCUACCAAAUGCUUUUUGUGCAGUUUAGACAAGUGGCACCUCCAUCCAACUCAAACUACAAUUUCAUGGGGGUGACCAACUUUUUCUAGGUGUCUGUAACUAGCUCACCAUAGAUUACAGUUUUUAGGUUUUACAUUAACAUGAAAAAAACUUCCCCAACAGAAC